AUGGCUGCAACCAGCUCAACUCCCACUCGUAAUUCCACCCCCGAUGAGCGCAAGUCGCAAGACCUGGACAUUGCUCGAGAGAUCGACAAGGAUCAGGAAGAUGUCGAACGUCUUGCCCCCGACCAGAUCGACGACCGAUAUCGCACCACCAAAUGGGAGAUCUGGGCUUAUUAUGCUUAUUACAUAGGAAACAAUGGCCUGUCCCUUUUCACAGAUACCGACUUCGCCCCCACGGCCUUCCAGAACCUCCUCUCGCAGGCUGCCGGCGAUCAAGGCACCCUCUUGUUCGCAGGGAAACAGCGGUCCGUCGAUAGCAUUGUUCUGCUGAGCAAUGGAAUUUCCUUCGCGAUUCAGGUCGUCGUUUUCCUCAUCAUCGGGAGCUUUGCUGACUUCGGGAACUGGAGACCCAACAUUCUCAUCGUGCUGUCGCUGAUCGCAUACGCAAUCGGGUUCGCGUGGCUGGGUGUACACGACCCCGAUCAAUGGCAUGUUGGCGUCGGGCUAUACAUCGUCGGGUUGAUCGCCUACCAGACCACUCUGACGUUCUGGACGGCAGCGUUUCCGGGCCUGGCGCGAAACACUCAGGAGAUGAAGACGACGGCUGAGCAAUACGUCGCUGGGAGUAUUUCCAAAGACGAGUACGACCAUGUCGAUACGAUGAAGCGCAGUCAGCUGGCCAACAUUGCGUUCUAUGUUCAAUCGGUCGGGGAGCUUUUCGUGCUCGCCAUCAUCGUGGGCAUCAUGUUUGGAUUGCAUGUCGAUGCCAGUGAGGCGAACAACAACUGGGGGUUGAGUGUCCUGAUUGCAUUUGCCAGUGGCGUUUGGGUGCUCGUCUCAUUACCAUGGUUUGUGCUGGAGAAGCGUCGACCAGGACAGGAUCCGGGGGGAGCAAUAUCAUUACAGGUGCUGAAGUUAAAGCAGAGCUUAUACUAUCUUGUUGGAUACUUUCUCCUCGGCGACUCCCUCAACACGACAGUGACUGUCAUUUCUACCCUCCAAAACAGCAUUGUAUCUUACAACACACUUCAACUCACAUAUCUACUUCUGGUCGGUAUCGCAGCCCAGGCCAUCGGCAUCUACGCCUUCUGGUACGCCCAGCAACGUUUUAACCUCAGCACCAAAACCAUGUUCAACCUCGUCGCCGUAUCCAUCAUCCUGCUUGAUGGUUGGGGCAUGAUCGGUAUCUGGACUCAGAAAUUCGGAUUCCACCACCUCUGGGAAGUCUGGAUCUACCAACUCUUCUACGGCCUCUUCGUCUGCCCCUGGUACAGCUACUCCCAGAUCAUGAUCUCGGAAGUGACUCCCCGCGGCCACGAAUUCCUCUUCUUCAGUCUCUUCAGCAUCAUCGGCAAGACCUCCUCGUUCAUCGGGCCCCUGGUCUCCAGCGCUAUUAUCGAUGCCUCGCCCUCCAAGAACAGUUCCAUGCCGUUUUAUUUUCUGUUCGCGUUGAGUCUAGCCAGUUUUGCGUUUUUGGUUGUCUUUUUGGAUUUGAAGGAGAGUCGGAGGGAGCAAGCGGCUUUUUUGGAAGGAGCGGGAGGGGAGGGAGAGGGGGAGGGGGGUGAUGGGGUUGGUACUGGUAAUUAG
Molecule: messenger RNA, 1584 nt
Organism: Aspergillus heteromorphus CBS 117.55
Lineage: Eukaryota; Fungi; Ascomycota; Eurotiomycetes; Eurotiales; Aspergillaceae
Product: MFS transporter
Exons: 7
Coding region: 1-1584 (527 amino acids)
Source: RefSeq, a predicted model, not a curated record